Messenger RNA from Condylostylus longicornis, 2161 nucleotides. RefSeq lists its product as uncharacterized. The transcript is spliced from 2 exons. Lineage: Eukaryota; Metazoa; Arthropoda; Insecta; Diptera; Dolichopodidae. The coding region runs from base 134 to 799 and encodes 221 amino acids. The record is from RefSeq and is a predicted model, not a curated record.
AAAAAUUAAAACGAUUGAAAUGAUUGAAAGUAUAAUAGCCAGAAAACCAGAAAGAAUUGAUCCAAAUCUUAGAGAUCCACACCAACAGAAUGAAUUUAAUAAUGGUUUUGCCAUGAUUCUAUUUUAGGUUUUUAUGAUCUAUCACAGUUCAGGUAAAGCAAACGAUAGUGAAGUAGAAAAGGAAAAUGCAUUUAAUGUUACCGAUGUAAUAUCUCAACCAUCAUUUCGUUUUCCACCAUUUUCUCUUCGUAACGGAACAAAUAUUUAUUCUAGACCGGGUGUUUUAGUAUCAAGUUGGUUACCAGCAUAUUUUCCUCUUCCAUUAUUUUUACAUGAUCAACAAAUUUUCAACAAAAGUAUAGAUGAAGAUAUUGUCAAUAAAAUUGAAGAAGGUGAAAGUGAUGAAGAUUUGAAUAAGUUUAGAGAAAUCGCAAAUCAAUCAAUUUUAAAGGAACUUGUUGGAAUCACGAGUCAAAAUAUUUUAAGCGAAAGUGUAGAACCUUCAGAUCAACUGAUUUCCGAUAAGACUGUAGAUUUACAAAAAAAUUUUAAUGAAACUAAAUCCGUUAUAGAUCAACCAAUAUUUGAUAAAACUAGAAAUAUUCCAAAUCAAACAAUUGAAGAUAAAUCAACGGUCAUUACGAAAUUACAUUUAAUUACAAAAAGUGGAAAAUCGGUCGAUAUGAACCAAUUUACAGCAAAUGAAUCACGCAUUGACAAGUCAAUAAAAAUCACUAAAUUAUACUUGAUUAAUAAAACUGAAGCAAUACAUGAAGAAGAAAGGAAUCCAAAAUUCUAAAUUGUUAACUAAUCUCUAGUCUGAUUUAAAGAAAAUGAAAGUAAAUAUACAAAUGAAUGUAAUAGUGAUUUCUUUAAUGUACGUGUCUAUAUUAAAUUUAUAUGUAUUCUGAAAUAUGUGGUUCAAAAUAGUCAAAAUGUUGACUCAAAUAUUUAAUUUAUUUGCUUGAAAAACUUGCUACUUCCGAAAUUAAAAUAUAAAUUAAGUUUACUAUAAAAUAUUAAAAAAAUAUCACACUAAUUAAGAAUGUAUGAGUAAUGUCCUAGCAAAAAUAAAACUCCUAAAUUAUAUACAUACAUUUAAACAACGAUAUCCACAAAAUAAAAAAUGUAAUUGAAAAACUUUUUUGAUAAAAAAAAUUUAAGUAUUUCCCAUAAUUAUGAACCUCGUAUAAACAUGAUUUUUCCCUAGUUCCGCAUUACAUUGUGUGACCCAUUUUUUUUUUUAAAGCUAUUUACAUUUUUUGAAUUUCUGUAUCCUUUAUUAGCCAUCUCAUGACAUUUUUCUUUACACUGAUUUCAAAUUUCUAUACGCCUCUAAUUUUUGCUCUAAAUUAUAUACUUUCAUUAUUCGCAUAUUAUUCAAGUCACAUAACGAGUUAAAAAUAUUGUUUAGCGGUGUAUAUAAUUAUCUAAUAAAUUACCAUUGUGCGUUAAAAAUUAAUUUACUAUAAAUAAGCAGUUCUUAUUAUGUAAUACAUAUUGUUGUUAUUUGCUCUCUAAAGAACCGUAGAAAAUUAUUUUAUUUUCUUCACCCAUGUUGCAAAAUGCAUCCCACCCAACGAAGAUGACGAAAAAACAAAAAAAAUGAAUUUCAAAUUUCAUAAUUUACCCUAAAAAUAGUGUAUGCAAUCAAAUAAAAUAAUUUUAUUAUAAAUUUUACAAAUAACUAAAAAAACAUAUUGAUUAUCUCUUUAAAAUAAAAACUACUGAUUUAUAUUGCCCACUAUAGUCUUAUAAAUUAGCACAUUUGAAGUGGUUCAUAUAAGUAUACAAAUUAUAUAAGUAUAUGUAAAUUAAAACUUAUGUAGUUUUGAUCCCUGAAGCUGACAUAUUUAAUUUAAUGUUUUGAAAAUUUUACGAGUUUCAAUGUUAAAAAAACGUGUCAAAGUAUUACCAACCGCUUUAUGUAUGUAAUGUUUGUUUUUACUUUUAAGUUUUUAAAUAAAAUGUGCCACGUGACCGGACACACUUCAAGUUUGGUUUUUUUCAAAAACAUUGUUAAAGGGAAGAGGUAUACCACAUCAUCUGCACGUCUCUUAAUUUGUCAUGUUUCAUUGUUCUUCAUUUCAGUUUGUGUACAUUUUUUCUUUUAAUACUCCUGUAUCUUAACUGUGUUUGAUAUUUUAUGUCAAAUAGUAUA